Biomphalaria glabrata is the source of this 1023-nucleotide messenger RNA. RefSeq lists its product as uncharacterized. The record is from RefSeq and is a predicted model, not a curated record. The transcript has 5 exons. The coding region runs from base 140 to 964 and encodes 274 amino acids. Lineage: Eukaryota; Metazoa; Mollusca; Gastropoda; Planorbidae.
UUACAAGAUCGAAAGUCUACUUUUUAAAAGUUGAAUUAAAUCUAAUGUAUCAUGUAGCCUCUACAGUAACUAGUUUAACUUCAAUAGUGAGUGUCUCAAUCAAUACACAGAGUUUUAGUAAAAUUAUAGUCCAAGCAAUAUGCUAAUACAUUUUUUUCUUUGUCUGUUGUUUCUUCCUUCUGAUCAAAAACCUCAUAUAGAUAAAUUGUUUAUCAGCUCUGGAGACACAUUCCAAGUAACUUGUAAUAGUUUAAGCUUUGUGAACGGCCCAGCUCAAGACAACGCCAAUUAUAGCUCCAGCUCUGGCUCUGAUCAAUCUGUCAGCAACAGUAGCUCUUCUGAUGCCACUUACAUUCUAGUUUUGACUUUGUUCAGAAGAACUCUGUCUGAUACAUACUUUCAAGUCAUUGCCAACUACUCAGUGGAGAAAGAAAGCCUUCCUCAAUCAUACGUACAAAACAACAGGAGAUGGACCGUAAGUUUUAGUGGAGCCAAUGAGGCGGAGAAAGGGGUCGGCAAUCUGCAUACCAUACAGGUGACAAUGACAGUUAAAGAGGCGUGUUGCAGUGAUGCAGGUCUGUAUCGAUGUUCUGCUAAACUGAGCAACGGAACUGUCCUGGCGUCUAGCGUUUCGGAUCUGACUUGCAAAGACUUGCUGAAAUACGGCGCACAGACAAAAGCAGUACUUACUGAUGGAAGAACAAAAUUCACAUGUGUUAUUAUUAGCUUGCUCAAUCUGACCGUCGAUUGGUAUUUCGACUCUCUAAACUCUAGAAAACAACACGUAUAUAGAUCCGAUGUCCUCGACAUCAACUCGGAAGGCCCAGUGCCGUACUACGAUUGCUUUAGGUGCAAGGAAUACCUGUACAUGUCCACGUUGACUUUCACACUGACGGAGGAGGAAAAGAGCAACAAUUAUUUCUGUACUGGCAACACUACAGGGAAAGGUGGCGCUCUGAUAUAGGGCUUCUCUUUGUUUAGCCCUUAAUGUGCUUGUUAGAAGAGAAAUAAGAUAAUAAAAUU